UUUUUACUCUGUAAUGAAACAGUGAUUGAGGUGGUCGUGUUAUUGGAAUUUUGGAAUUAACAGAGAUCGUCUUAUUAAUAUGAAUAUAUUACGCGCCCUGUAAUCGAUUUGUUUUCUUAUUCCGAAACCGUGUAACAUGUUGUAUUUCUGAAACUGUGUGUUGAAACAGCGAAGGAACGGAAAAUCUACCAAAAUGGCAAAGGAAAUGAUGAUAGUGUUCGUAUACGACACUGGGUGCUGUGUCGAUGAGGAGGACGACCCAGCCGACGCGGUGCUUUACUUCCACCCGGGAUGGGUAUCGGACACGCAGCGACUGGCACUCGCCGGACAGGUGGUGGGUGCGGCGCACUGCAUCAAAUCCCUCUUCACGCAACCGCUAGCCAUCACGUUACAGAGCGGAAAAUUUAUCAUCAGAGAAUAUGGUAGAUAUAUAUUGGCAAUAGGAAGCGACCGUAACAUACCAGACUGGGUGUUAAAAAACCGCGCCAGCCUCCUCACAUCCAUGAUCAAGGUGUACCACGGCGACCUGCAAGCCCUGGCCGAUAGCAUGGAAGACCCGAACCCGAAACGACUGGCGGAGAAGCUUUACCAGAUCUUCGAGACCUACCUACCAGUGCUGCAGUACGGCUGCCAUAUAUUCCAACGCGUGCCAAUGCUGAGUCUUCCAAAGAGUGCCACAUCCGUCUAUAUGGAAUCAAUGCAAAUCUUGGAGCACUGUCGCCGAAGUAAAGGCGUAUUGGGAGGCGUCAUACUAUAUAAUAACAAAAUAAUUUCAACACAACUGCCGCCAAGUCUGACCUCGUAUUUAACAGUAGUGGACCCAUAUCGGAUAAAAUCUCCCGCUGAAAACCUUGAAACUGAAACCCCUCUACCUUUAGGAGCUCAACUUUUAGUAGUUUAUGUAGGAAAGAAAACUUAUAACACAUUGAAGAAGCAAACGGAUAAAUUGCAAGAUUUCUUUCAAAACGGCGAAGAAGUUAUCACUAGAUUCAAAAAGUUACAAGAAGCGGACCGCGAAAGAGCUCGAGAUCAUCCCCAAUCGGGUAUGAAGAGGGACAAAUCUUUACUCUUCACCGCCGUCCCAGAAGAAGAUCAUACGAUGAUAUCCCCACCAAACAGAGAAGAAAAUCCAAGUGUACAAAGAAAACCCAGUAUGCCGGAUGUAGUGCCAUUCACAAACAAACCCAGACCACGUCCAAAUAAGUUAUCCCUCAGUUUCAAAACACAGAAAUCCGUAGACGAAGACGUAAAAGAGAACGACAAAGUAUUCACCGGUCAAACUAGUGUAUGCUCCACACCUAUGGUUGAAUACAAGCGCUUACACGGAAACAUGCUAUCGAUUUGCCAGAACCCAGAUAAACCUGAUUUUAUCGCAGACGAAAGGGAAAACGCUGAACCAGAUGUCCUUAAAAACAUUGAGAACACAACAAACGGGGUGAAAGACGAAAAAAGGGACAACAAAACAGUUUUAGACAGCAACUGUAUAGGAGAACACUUUAUAAAUAAACCGGAGCCAUUAAGAAAGCUAGCAAGCGUUACAGAUUUACAGGAAACGUUCAGAAAAUUAUCCACAAGGGCUUCGUCAAAGAUGAAAUUACAAAGGUCGAAAAUUGACGACGAAUCUGUACCUUCCCCGCAAGAAAAAAGCCAAAACACAAUGACAAUCAAUGAUCCAUUAUUCCCAGUAUUCAGAAACGAUGGUGUGGCGAUCUCAGAAUCAUUAUUCAAUCAAUACUUAGAGCAGUAUUACUCCGGUAUUAAGCAGAGGACAAAAGAAGAGAAUAUGUUUAAUUUCAAUCUUAAACUUUGUGAGUUAGACAAAUUCAAAGAUUUCGAUUCGGAUUUAAUAAAGUCCCCUCAGAGAACACCAAAGAAAGUCGCGAAAGAUUCGACGAAAACGUUACAAAGCGAUCAGUCUAGACGAAAAUCACUAUCGCUCCCUCUAAAAUCGUUAUCAGAAAGUAGUGAAACGCAAAUUGCGACAGAUUCAGAUGCGAUUAGUUUAAAGAAAAAAUUGUCGGGAGUCCAAUUAACGCCUUUAAUGGAGAAAUUAAGUCAUCUAGCGUUUUCGGAUAAAUCGAGUGGAUAUAGCAGUAGAGUUAUGACACCUUUGGAGCUGAGAGAGUUACUGACGCCUGCUUUGGACAAACAAGUCACAUUCUCAGAAAGUAUUACAAAACAAGUUCGAAAUGAAGAAAGCGAAGACUCUGAAACGGAUAACGACAGCGACUUGGCGGUUCUGCCGACAUUUAGUUCAGAGGCUGUCAAGUGUGCGCUGUUCGUGAGCGGCUUGCACAACAUGGCGCUGCUUGCACUGCUUGACCUUGAAGCGGCCAACGACGCAGAUACCAUCAACUCUUUGUGGGAAACAUCUCUAAACGCGUUAGGGCCAAUCGAGCAGAAAUGUAUGGAACCCUUGACUACGCAAACCGAUGCAUCGGACUACAGCUAUUUGGUGCUUGACCCGGACUGGGGCACCGUGAAGAAGGGUGGCCCCUGGGCUGCACUAGACAUCGCUACUAUGGGCUUUAUACAUAAUGAGUUUGAAGAACAACCUGACCUCACUGAAUUCAUAUUACGAAGCGAAGACAGUGUAGUUCUGGGCACAGCGUGUGGCGGGGCCCAGAUAUACUACCAGGAAAGCGGCGCGAGGCAGGCGGGCCCGCCGCCGCCUUCAGACAUCCUCGCCACGGCGCCGCUGCGUGCACGUCGCCGUCUACAUAGGGACCACUCCGCCUUACUCUUGUAAACUAAUGCACACAUAUAAACUGACCGAACUGAAAUAAGUCACGAAAAGACACCUAGACUUGCUUUUAGGAAUUGAAGAGACUUUGCUUCGGAGACGUUUAAGAAACUGUCCCGACACAUGCCCGCACUAGUAAGAUCGUGCGAAUAUGUGCUAUUAGAGAGCCUGAAUUUUCUUUAGGAACCAUCGUUUGACAUGAAAAAGCGAUGAGCAUGUCUCAGUGAAGGACGAACAGGCGCGAGGCGCUCAACUUAAAUAAUUAAACUCCAGAAACAAUACAUUCCGGUGCGAUUUAGUCUGUAAGACUAAGUACGUAUCUCUCGAGCAAAUCGGAUGAAAUGUUUAGGAUGGUAUUGUUGCCCACAUUACCAUCCAGGUGUGUCUACUGUAUUGCGCAUUACGUAGUGUAUUACUUAUUACUCAAUGUAUCACAUCAUGUAUUUUGGUAGACGGUUUCAGACGUGUUUCCCUAUUUGAACUAGCUUUCGACUUUAACGUUAUGUGCAUAGAUAAAAUAUCUUCGAAAGAAGUCAUGUCGACCUCUGCAGACUUGGUAUAUGCAAGAACGGAAGACACUUUCACAUUUAAAGAGAGGUUAUAUCACAAAAUCAUACAGAUAAAAUUUAUUGUUAUAUAAGAAAAAUCUGUAUAAAGUAAAAAUAAUUUGUCUAAAUACGACAACAUGCAAUGCACAUAAGCAACGAAGAAAUUUGAGAAAUCGAUUUCGAAAAGACGGUAUUCUAGUAUACGUACCUGGGUCUGGACCAGAUUUGUUUCCUUUGCACAACGAAUCCAUCGAAAUAUGUCCGGGCUGUUUUUAUUUACCUUUCAAUAAUUAAAAGAAGCACUAUAGAAUAUUUAUCAAAGCGAGGAAACUGUCUAUAACAAAAUACUUUUCCGUAGAUUUCUUUCAGUUUUAAAGUUAUGUUGGUGGUUAUGUGGGCCUUUUUCUGUAGAUUUCAUUCAGUUUUAAAGUUAUGUUGGUAAGACUUACUUAAGAUAUAGUAGUAAUAAAGAAAACCGAUUAGAUAUUUUAAAGCGACGGUAGGUCUUUUGUCUUUUUAAAUAGAUUUAUUGGAAGUAGAAAUUCCAAAAUAAUUUAAAGACUAAUCUUAGUAUUAAUUCUGAUCGUAGUUGCAAACUAAACAAUUAAACAUUCCAAGCCAAAAUUAGUAAUUGAAGUUAGUUUAAUGAAUAAUAUUCGAAAAUUCUAAAGAAAAACCGUUUUAUUCAAUGACUAUUUGCCAUUUUACUAUUUAGUCCGUAGAAAAGUUUACGGGAUCAGUACAUAUCUUUAAAUCCAUCUAAAAAAUUAUAGAAGAUUAGACAAAGAUAAUUUGCUGCACAAAUUAUUGCAGCUUGAAGCCAAAUUCUGAGGAGAGCUUAUAUUGCGUUUUAAAUAUAGUCGUUUGAAAUAAUGCGAUCGUUAUUACCAAAGUGCGUUCCGCCUAUAUACAAAUUCAAAAACAAUAAUUAUUUUAGAAGACUUUAUCAAACAUUCCAAUUUAGUUAAACAAGUUUAUUAUGUUGAAGUUCAAAAGCGAGAUGUGUCACAAAAGUUGAUAAAAAUCUUAUAGUUACUACGUAGAAUGCCUGAACAGGAAGAAAGAAGCUGGGUUUAUGUCUUAAGGUAUAAACGAAGUUUAUAGAUUUCCUUUUUUGGUUGCCACGAUAGAGCUAUCUUCAUCCUAAUCAAAUCUAUUAGAGGUAUUGUCCGUGUUUAUCACCUCUUAAAUCGAAUUGGUACACUAGUUUCAACUUUUGUGACGAAAACAACGAAACACAAUAUAAGCUGUAUUUCCACAUCUAUAGUCCACCCAUUUUUUAGUAAUUAACUUUGCUAAUUAUUUAUGAAUGUAUGGUAGCAAAAGAGAAAGUAGGUAGCAUAUGCGUUCAUAGUAAUCUCGCCACUAGUUAGUAAGUUUCCGGCCACAUUAGUAUGUAUUAUUAUUUAAUCUGUGCUCAAUCUUGCCAUCUAGUAGCUAUACUACUUUAAAUAUAGUCUAUAUUUUGUUUUAUUAUAAGCGACAGCCAUUAAGUAUCUAGCAGUUCUAUGUAUGGCUAUAGUUAUUUUCUGCAAGAUGCAUAUUUAUAACGAACUUUAAUAUAUUAAGUCCAACGCAACCUGCUACUUUAAGAGAAAACCCCCGCCAACUGGUUUAUACGGUCGGCCGUAUAGUUAAGUCUCAACCGAUCGAAAAACUCAUUUAAUUAAAAAAAUAACAAUGCAGCAUUAAAUUUAAAAGUUUUUAUCGAUGCGGCAUCCAAAUUGAAAACAAGAAUGAUAAAGAUAAAGAACACACUCAAUUUUUUCACUAGCCUAUCAUUAACUGCAGUUUGUGGGGAACUUCUUUUGGAAAUAAGAUAUGCUCAGUAAACAAAUAGAAUUUGAUCACAGAAUCUGCACCCGUCCAUGUUUCGAGCUCUGCUCAAAUAGAUGCUUACUCUAAUCUACUUUGCUGAAUGUUCGAACGAUGCGAGUAACAAAGCAAGCUUGUAGCCAAGGAAUUCUUCAAAAGAUUGCGUACUGCUCAGUCAUUAAAAAAACCUAUAAAAUAACGUUUUGAUUGAUACAAGUGUUUUUAACACUUGCAAGACUUCCAAAAAGGCGGUGGUUCUCAUAUCGAUGAGAAUUUUUUUUGUAUCUUAUUGUGUACAUAGCGUGUAUUUUUUAAUCAUACUAAUUUUAUUUUAAAUAAAUAAAUUUAUACGAAGUAUGUUGAAAUUUAUCAAUGCAUAUUUAAGAAUCGCGUCCAAAGCCAAAUCUUUUCCCUAUACAGUUUUAUUUUUUGCUUAUGUAAUUAUUGUUUUACACAUUCUAUCAUCAUUUUCAUUAAAACCAAAUUUGUAAAAUGUCUUAAUGUACAAAAGAGCAUAAUUUAACAUCAUUUGAAGUUUAUUUUAUGUUUUGAUGAGAAUGAGGGUAGAAAUUUUAUACUAUUUACAACACAGUUAAACCUUGAAGUAUCUACUCGAUUUAUAUAUUUCAAGAUUUAAUUGUAGAUAUUGCAAAUAGCAUUUAAGGAGUGCCAAUGCGUCACAGUAAUGUGGUAUUCAUUUAUAAUUUUACAUAGAUAAUGUAAGUUUUAAUAAAAACCCAAUAGUGAGAUUUUGUUAAUUGUACGCCAGUGUAAGAAAUAUGCCCCAAUAAAGUUAAUACAUAAAUA
Pararge aegeria (speckled wood butterfly) is the source of this 5913-nucleotide messenger RNA. RefSeq lists its product as uncharacterized. Gene Ontology annotation, biological process: vesicle-mediated transport. The coding region runs from base 194 to 2749 and encodes 851 amino acids. The record is from RefSeq and is a predicted model, not a curated record. NCBI's taxonomy places the organism in Eukaryota, Metazoa, Arthropoda, Insecta, Lepidoptera, Nymphalidae. The transcript has 10 exons.